This is a messenger RNA of Cooperia oncophora, 351 nucleotides long. The record is from the annotation of a GenBank genome assembly. Lineage: Eukaryota; Metazoa; Nematoda; Chromadorea; Rhabditida; Trichostrongylidae.
AUGGUCAUUCUACGGUUUGUCAUGGGUUUCGGUCAGGGACUUCUCUGGCCAUGUAUGAGUGUCCUUGUGAGUCACUGGUUCCCACCAACCGAGAAGAGCACAGCGUUAGCGAUCGCGACAACAGGAAAUCAGUUAUCUGUCGUGAUUGCAAUGUUUGCAACGGCUGAGCUGUGUCAAGUGCCGUUCAUGGGUGGUUGGCCAAUGGCCUUUCAUGUAUACGGUAUUCUUGGUGUGCUGCUUUGCAUUCUUUGGCAAGUUUUGUUGCUGAUGAUCCCGCGAAUGCCAGAGGCAUCACUAACGCAGAAGAUUCAAAUCAUCACGAACUCAGCCGGUCGGCGACCUCGUGUGCAG